Messenger RNA from Acomys russatus (golden spiny mouse), 1090 nucleotides. It is a transcript of the gene Pgf, whose product is annotated as placental growth factor. Lineage: Eukaryota; Metazoa; Chordata; Mammalia; Rodentia; Muridae. Gene Ontology annotation, biological process: positive regulation of endothelial cell proliferation; induction of positive chemotaxis; sprouting angiogenesis. The transcript is spliced from 6 exons. The record is from RefSeq and is a predicted model, not a curated record. The coding region runs from base 348 to 794 and encodes 148 amino acids. Gene Ontology annotation, molecular function: vascular endothelial growth factor receptor binding; growth factor activity; chemoattractant activity. Gene Ontology annotation, cellular component: membrane.
CCGGCCGACUAGCUUCAGUUCAUAGGGAAGCUGCAGACUGAGAAGGAAACUGCAUCUUCAGACUUCUGCUCAGCCUCAAGAGGAGCUAGGGUCACCGGACGCCUAAAUCCCUUCCCUCGCAUCGCUCCCGACUCUCCCUGCCAGUUUCCUCAGCCACAGUCUUACCUGUGAACUCCAGACUUCCCCGGCCAGCAGUGGAUGCUCAAGUUAGCUGCAGAGACCUAGGACAGCAGUGAGUGGGACACCCAAACCCUUACUCAGCUCUCCUCCCGCACCAGAGUCUCCCGCAAGGGGGACGAGCAUGCUGAUUGUGCCUUGAAGGACCCUAACUCUGAACGUCCGAGAAGAUGCUGGCCAUGAAGUUGUUCACGUGCUUCUUGCAGGUCCUGGCUGGGUUGGCUGUGCAUUCCCAGGUGACCCUGCCUGCUGGGAACAGCUCAACAGAAGUGGAAGUAGUGGUGCCUUUCAAUGACGUAUGGAACCGCAGUUUCUGCCGGCCAAUACAGAAGCUGGUGGACAUUAUGGAUGAGUACCCUGACGAGGUGGCUCACCUCUUCCGCCCGUCCUGUGUCCUCCUGAGUCGCUGUAGCGGCUGCUGUGGUGACGAGAGUCUGCAGUGUGUGCCGCUGAAGAAAGCCAACAUCACCAUGCAGGUCAUGAAAAUCUCCCCUGUUGUGAAACAGCAUUCCCAAGUAGAAAUGACAUUCUCUCAAGAUGUGCUCUGCGAGUGCAGGAGGAAAACCAAGAAACCAAGAAAGAGAAGCAAAACACAGACUGAGGAACCCUACCUGUGAUACUGUUUCCCCCGGAGGUAACCAGCCACUCAGAGGAGAGACCCCGCACCCAGCUCAUAUAUUUAUUACCGUCACCCUCUCAGAACCCUCUAUUUAUUAGCCAACUCGUCCCUGCUGAAUGACUUGCUCCCUCCAGGAUAAGGGGCAUAGAAGGACAGAACCCUCAGGAAUUCAGUGCCUUAAACAGAACGUGAGAGAAAGAAAGAAGCCAGCCACAGAUGCGUGGGGAGCUUCGGCUUGGGAAGAAGCAAGGCAUGAACACGGCCUCCUUGCAAGGGGCAAGCCAGGCGCCAAGA